Molecule: messenger RNA, 3667 nt
Organism: Seminavis robusta
Lineage: Eukaryota; Bacillariophyta; Bacillariophyceae; Naviculales; Naviculaceae
Source: the annotation of a GenBank genome assembly
AUCUCGCGUUGCCAUUUCUUCAGAGGCUAUCUUCCUGUCCAAUCUGCAUAUCAUGCUCGACAAUGAUGCCCUAAUACGCCUCUCUGUGCUCACUGCACUGAUUGUUGCUUUUCAAGUGCUGGUUUCGCAUGUGUCACUGGAGAGAGAGGCAAAACGACGAUGGCAGCAUGCCUUGACUGGCCACGUUAUAGUACAGGCCUCCUACAUUAUUCCGAUGAGUUAUGGCAAUGCAGGUCUGAUGAUUGGAGCUGUGGGAAUGGCAUAUGUUCGUCUUUAUCAUCCAUACAAGUUCAUGGAAGCCUUUGGUCCACUCUUGCGACCAGAAGAGCUGGAAGCCGGCAAACUCCCGGGCGCAUUCCAUUUUCUUAUCGGGUCGUCCCUCACUGCCACUCUUUUCAAUCUGCCAAUUGCUCGGUAUGCUGUGGAGUGCCUAGCGAUAGCAGACCCAAUGGCUGCCUUUGUGGGAAAAUCAGUGCCGUCGCCACAACUGAAUAAAAGUGCCUCGGUGGCGGGAAGCUUUGCUUGUUUUAUCACGUCAUUGGUUGUGGGAUACCUGAUGCUAGAAGAUGCAUCAUUGCUCCAACUAUCCAUGGGUGCCCUUGGAUGCACUCUAGCAGAGGCAAUGCCAUUUGGGAAUGACAACUUGACAAUUCCAUUAAUGACAGCCGUGGCUGUGGCAUGUUUUUCAAAUUCAUACUGAAAAUUUGGUUCCUGCUCAUGCACCAAUCAGGCUGCUCAGGCUGUUGAACUCAAUACACUGCUUCUUUGUCAGUGAAAGUUGGACGAUAUCAAUUCUUGUGGAUAGCUACAGCAAGUGUUUGAUACUGAUUUAGUCCCUUCCCCUUUCUAUUGAAGUAGCUGCAGAAAAAGAUGUGUGUGAUCAAGCUCUGCUGUUCAGAUGUCAAGAUAUUUUCAAUACUCUCUCCUCAUUUCAUUCUUGAGGGAAGUUGGCUGCUUUGCUAUCGGUAUAGCCCACUCCAUUAUAGUUCUUGUGGUCAGGUAUUGGCAAUUUAGUUUCCACACCACCAUAUUGCCUGCCUUCAGUACGAAUAUUCUCUGCAAUCAAAGAGUGCUAAGCAACAGUUGCAGCUUGAAUCACAACGACAACAAAAAUAAUUAUGGGAUUACGAUGCAUUAUUCAAAGGCUGCAGCAAGCAACCGGAGAAGAAGUACCCACACCACAGAGUAAACCUGCAAGAAAGGGGCCGGGGAGCGUUCCUCCGGCUCCCCGUCAAUCAUAACACCACCAUGGCUAACUCUCUCGUCGCCGGUUGGAGAGGAAGCAAGGGCGAGGUCAAACUGCUGCAUGGUACCGUACCUGUCCAUCAAGAGGUCCUCAAUGCCUUCUCCUUUCCCUGCACAAGCGACACUUCCUGGAAUUGUUGCAACAUGCAUGUUUUGGUUCGGAGGGCAUUUCUUCUCAAAGCACGCACUAAGCUGGCGACACACACAGAAAAGAAAAGAGCAGAAUCGUGGCUUCUGGUGAUGUGCUGAAGCCCGUCAAUGUGCUGGAGUGAAGUCAGCGUCAGGAAAGAGAGAAGGAUUGAUCCUCCUGGGUGAUUGACAGCGUCUAGCUAGCUAGCAGGUUACAAGAUAUCAUGUAAUUGGUUCCUUUGGUAGAGAGUACAAAGCAACCCCAGCUCCGCACACAGCCACGACGCGUCCACAGGUUGUGUUGGUAGUGCAAGCCAUACAAUUGACAUCGCCAACACUACAAGCUGCUGUCCACACCAGCUCCAGCCCCGUGUCAUCACCGUCCAGUGGAUCGGGGCGAUCGUCACUUUUGGAUUUCGGUGAUUUGCACUCCCAUAAGGCCAACCGUUGGCUAUAUCCAACCGACAGGAUGCGAUUCUUGCCCAACAGAAGCACUUCUUUGAUGGCCGAAGAGCUAGCUUCUCUCACCGUUAUGGAACGCCUCAUAGUGGCGGUUGUAGCAGUUGCUAUUUGAAACUCAGACAAUGUGAUAGCUUGGUCGUCUCCACCACUACAAACAAGCACAGUAUCGUUAUUCAGAGUGCACGCAGAGAUUGAGUUGACGCCCAUUUGGUGGGCAUGGUAUUGUGCCAGACGAGUCGCUGGAAACGUCGUGGCUGCUGCUGCUUUGGGAUCAAGGAGAACAUUCCAUUCUUCAGCACUGGCAUCCGAAGGUAGCUCCCACAACUCAAUAUCCCCGCCUGUAGUUCCCACAAACAGCAAGAGAUGUGAUCCAACCUUGACCAUCUCUACAGAAAGAAUUGGUCUGCGGACAAGAUCCGGUUUCGGCAGUGGCAGUCCCCUCCAAGACUGCUUCUUGAAACCUCCAAUAUCAACAGUGAUGAGGUAGAUGUGACAAUUUCCUUCAGAAUCUCCUGCAGUCACCACUGCGAGAGGACAAGAUGCAACUGAAUCCCCAACAGUACUGUCAGUUGUCUCCAGCAGUAUAGAGCACACUGAGUUGAUUCUAUGGUCGAUGGAUGCUUUCUCCCUGCUUACCCCGUUACCCAUGAACCUAAUCAAGGCAUCCCCGGUACUGGCAGGAGUUGUGUCAAACUUUACAGCUUCGUUCGGAAGAAGCCGAUUGUGAACCAAAAAGAAUUGAAGCAUCAGCUUGCCUCCGCCAACCACAAUGAGGGUCGUGGUAUGCCCUUCUGCAUGGUGCGUUGAGCUGCAAACAGCUCGAACGCAACUCUCCUGUGGCGGUAAUCGUUUCGUGCAGGUCAAAGUGCCAUUCUGAAAGAGAGAGAUUCUCGACGCACAAUCUUCGCUCCCAGUCACCAACGCCCACGUCUUCACCGUUCCAUCGGGUAGAACAUGAUGCGGAAAGAAGCUGGCGCUGUAUAUAGUUUCGCCAUGCAAGCCCACCCCCAAAGUAUACUGAUGUCUUUGCCAGCGGACGACAGCCUGGUCUGCGUUGGUCACCUUUUGAUGAAGCAGGAUUUCAUUUCGGCCGUCUUUCUUUCGGUUGCUGCAAACAGCCAUGUUGUGAAGCAUCAUUGGCGAGUUGGCAUGAGCCUCUGACGCAAAGGCAUUUUCAAGGCAAGCAGCGUAGUGGUCAUGAAGACGUUGUCGUCCACCGGUAUCGACUCGGAAAAGUUCGUAUCCACAAGAAACAUUCAAGACCACAAAUGUGUUCCCAUAAUACCCAGCAACAAUGACAUUCUCUCCCUCAACCUCUGGGAUAACCCAGACUUGCGCUAUGCCAGUGAGGGCCGAAGAUGCAUUGACUGACAGCCCACUGCAAAAGGUUCCCGUUUGAAUAUUGUAAUAGGUUUCAUUGAUACAGCCGUCAUUCCCGGCCGAGAGAAUGCGUUGGUAGUCCUUUGCAGAUUGAUCGGUCUCGGCAGCAUUCACCGUGACAGGUGAAGCCAUAACAACAACGUCCGUAACAUGUUCCUUCUGGUGCAAGCGAUUCAAAAUGUCUAAUGGCGUUCGAACUUCUUUGCCGGUGAAUUUGUUGUCGGCAGCUUCUUGUGCUGGAUCGUUCACGUCAAACAUGGCCAGAUUGCCGCGGGUAUCGCCCACAAACAACUUGCUGUGGAUGCUAUCAUGAGCGAAGCAGAUUGGAAUCGCCCGAGUGCCCAUCUCCAACGCCAACGUGGGUUCCACUGUGAUCUGCUUCCCAAAGGAUGACGCUUGGAUGGACCACCACAGCACAGCAUCCACAUGGAAUGAUAUCAAUGUCAUUGUU